AUGCAUCAAACCACACAGACACUCAAGGGACGCAGGAUGUUUCAAACCACACAGACACUCAACGAGGGACGCAGGAUGUAUCAAACCACACACACACUCAACGAGGGACACAGAAUGUAUCAAACUACACAGACACUCAACGAGGGACACAUAAUGUAUCAAACUACACAGACACUCAACGAGGGACGCAGGAUGUAUCAAACUACACAGACACUCAACGAGGGACGCAGGAUGUAUCAAACCACAGAAACACUCAAGGGACGCAUGAUGUAUCAAACCAAACAGACACUCAAAGAAGGAUACAUGAUGUAUCAAACCACACGCACAGUCAACGAGGGACGCAGGAUGUAUCAAACCACAAACACACUGAAGGGACGCAGGAUGUAUCAAACCACACAGACACUCAACGAUGGAUACAUGAUGUAUCAAACCACACAGACACUCAACGAGGGACACAUGAAGUAUCUAACUACACAGAUACUCAACGAGGGACACAUGAUGUAUCAAACCACACAGACACUCAACGAGGGACGCAGGAUGUAUCAAACCACACAGACACUGAACGAGGGACGCAGGAUGUAUCAAACCACACACAAACUGAACGAGGGACGCAGGAUUCAACGAGGGACGCAGGAUGUAUUAAACCACACAGACACUCAACGAGGGACGCAGGAUGUAUUAAACCAUACAGACACUCAACGAGGGACGCAGGAUGUAUCAAACUACACAGACACUCAACGAGGGACGCAGGAUGUAUUAAACCACACAGACACUCAACGAGGGACGCAGGAUGUAUUAAACCAUACAGACACUCAACGAGGGACGCAGGAUGUAUCAAACCACACAGACACUCAGGGAGGGACGCAGGAUGUAUUAAACCAUACAGACACUCAACGAGGGACGCAGGAUGAUGUAUUAAACCAUACAGACACUCAAGGAGGGACGCAGGAUGUAUUAAACCAUACAGACACUCAACGAGGGACGCAGGAUGUAUUAAACCAUACAGACACUCAACGAGGGACGCAGGAUGUAUUAAACCAUACAGACACUCAACGAGGGACGCAGGAUGUAUUAAACCACACAGACACUCAACGAGGGACGCAGGAUGUAUUAAACCAUACAGACACUCAACGAGGGACGCAGGAUGUAUCAAACCACACAGACACUCAAGGAGGGACGCAGGAUGUAUCAAACUACACACACACUCAACGAGGGACGCAGGAUGUAUUAAACCACACAGACACUCAAGGAGAGACGCAGGAUGUAUCAAACUACACAGACACUCAACGAGGGACGCAGGAUGUAUCAAACUACACAGACACUCAACGAGGGACACAUAAUGUAUCAAACUACACAGACACUCAACGAGGGACACAGAAUGUAUCAAACUACACAGACACUCAACGAGGGACACAGAAUGUAUUAAACAACACAGACACUCAACGAAAGAUUCAGAACUGA
Messenger RNA from Mya arenaria, 1461 nucleotides. RefSeq names its product repetin-like. NCBI's taxonomy places the organism in Eukaryota, Metazoa, Mollusca, Bivalvia, Myida, Myidae. Bases 1 to 1461 code for a protein of 486 amino acids. The record is from RefSeq and is a predicted model, not a curated record. The transcript is spliced from 3 exons.